Molecule: messenger RNA, 4216 nt
Organism: Cephus cinctus (wheat stem sawfly)
Lineage: Eukaryota; Metazoa; Arthropoda; Insecta; Hymenoptera; Cephidae
Product: anillin
Exons: 6
Coding region: 1029-4034 (1001 amino acids)
Biological process (GO): mitotic cytokinesis; septin ring organization; actomyosin contractile ring assembly
Cellular component (GO): actomyosin contractile ring
Source: RefSeq, a predicted model, not a curated record
UUUGGUAUACACUGAAAAACUGAAAAGCUUGGAUUAUGAUAAAAAUGAGAAAUUAAGAAUUAUCGAUAAUGUAUGGCUUUUGGAAUUAGGAAAUGAUUGGCACAACACACCUGAUAGAAUAAUAGAGAAAGGAUAUUAAAAGAUUGAUAUAACGGAGCAUAUUUUAGGGGUUUGUAAUUAAAAAUAUGAACGUAGUAUGUCUAGGAGUAGCGGGAUUUUUAUGGAGGGGUAUAAGGAUUAUAACGGUUCAGUAAUAAUUUCUGAAUAGGAGACGAAGCGUGACCGCGCUGACAAGGUCCCGCAGUGUUUGCCAAUAAUGUCACUCCCGGUGUAGCCAGUUUAAGGAACAGACGUAAAGUUUGAGUUAAAAAUUUUCCUAGUCUAAUAUUUUGCUUUCGAUUUUGUGGAUGGUGAUUUUAUAGAUACUGUGAAUUUUCUACGGCAGGUGGUACAAUAAUUAACAAGCUUGACAUGUAAACUGGGCCGAGCCAGUGCAAAAAAUGAACGACGUCAUAGUGGAAAUAUGACUGAAGGAACUAAUGCAUGUAGCCCAACGAGUAUUUUACAAACCAUCAACGACGAACCACAGAGUCACGGACGAUUGUAUGCUGAUGCUCAAACUGACAUUCAUUAUGUACAAUAUGAGAUCAGACAGCAGCAUGAAUGAAGUACAUAAUUAGGAAUCAGUUUACAAACAGCGAUACACAAAUUAUCGCGGGGAAGCAUUUCUUGAAUCGUCAUGUAAUAAGGCAAUUCAAUACAUCAUUCCUCGAUACGCCGCAAUCGAUGAUUUGUAAGGAUACUGCAGAUACUCAACAUAUGAGAGAAACUGUUAUCAACGAUGACUCCAACGUUUCGAAUUUUUUGCGAAUGAGCAUGGACUGUUAGCACCAGAUUAAUCCUUGGAAAAAAAAAGAAACGGAAAUCGUAUGGGUCGAAGAGAACGGAAGACCCAAUUCUUAUGAAAUAUCUUAUAGAGCGAAUAUCUGAAGAAUCAAAGACUCCGAUCAAAAUUCGAACAGUUCAUUAUGUCGAAAAUUGCAAAGUGUCAGCGGAAUUCAAACGCUCGGACGUCAAAGAACUCACGCAAUCGCCGUUCAAGGAGCGUGACUUCCACAAGAGGUCAACAAGUAUGCGACAGUUCUUCAUCGAAUGACGAUGAGAGACCCCCGUAUGUCGCCCCAUGGAAAUUACGCCGUAACAAACAGUCACAGAAUUCUCAAACUUCCACAAAAGAUCUGCUGUCUUCGCCUACUUACAUAAAGGGCUUUGAACUUGGUAAUGUAAAGUGGAGAGGACCACUGUGUAAUGCCGUUUGCGAGUCAUCAAGAAAGGGAAAAUUCGAAUACGGUUACAUUGACAGUCCUACGUGGAAGGACAGCAAAACAAAGCAGGAUUCGAAAUUGAAAUUAAUAGCAGAACCAAACUUAUUAAGAGUACAACAGAAGGAGAUUAUUGUACCGCCGAAAUUCAGAACGGAAUUGAAACCCGUCGAAACAAUGACUGAAAUAACAUCUGGUUACGACAGUGUCACAUUGGCUAAUGAAAAUCAAUCUCAAGGCAUCGCGGCGCCGAUUAAAGAAAUGAAAAAGAAUUUAUCCUUACAUAUAAAUUUGAAAACCCAAGAAAACUAUAGAGGUGGAAUUGAAACAGGAAAGGAAGAAGUUUCAGGAAAAGUUUCUCAAAGAAAUAAUUCACCCACGACGCCGUUAUCAGCAGCCAUUAGGGAUCUUAACGAAGAGAUUGAACGUUUGAAUUUUCGACCGAAUUUGAUGACUUCAAAGAAUACGAAAUCUUUUAUGACGCCGACUAGAAUUUAUCCUAAUUUAAGUGAAAUAAAAUUCACUGCCACUGCUGAUUCAUCAAGAAAAUUAUAUCAGUCUCCUGAGAGUCAAUGGAGUAACGAUGCUCAAUCGCUGUCAAGUAGUAAUGUAAACUCAUGUGUCAAAGAACGUUUCACAGAUUCAAGUCCCAAAUCAGAUACAUUUGUCAUUGAAAAUAUCGAUCAGUCCAUAUCCAUGCUGGAUGUCUCAUCAAAGAGCGAAGAAAGUACAUUCCUAUGCAACAAGGAUGUCACAGAGAACAAAGAUCAUAAUACAUGUUCAGAGGUAAAUACAACAGGAAUUGUCUACAACCAUAUGCCAAGAAGAUCACGCAAAAGUAAUUCAGUAUUGGUAACAGCUGAUAUUGUUUCGGAGAGUCCAAAAAUGACUCUCAAGUCUUUUACUGAACAAAAUCAGAAAACAAGUUUGUUCUGUAAAACAUCAGUAUCAGAGAAUACUAAGUCAAAUUUCGACACUUCAAGAAAAUCUUCAAAUAUAAAUUUAAUGACGAUAACUUCGCCAUCCAAUGCUGAAACUAUUGCUUCAAGUAUAAGUUUGUCGAACGCUUCUAGUAAUCUUUCGGAAAAUGGAGAUACUUCACAACAAUCAAAUUCAGGAAAUACUACAAUUAACUUUGAAGCUCAAAAAUUCUUAGAAGAAGCACUUGGCGAUGAACUAUACAACACCAGUGUCACUUAUACACAAUUUGAUACGCGAGACAGGACAGAAUCUCGUAUAAAUGCAAGCGAUUUGAUAUCCGAGGAGAAAACACCAGUUCCAUCACAAAAAUUUAGGAACAAUUCAAAAUCAUCAACGACUGAAACAUCAGUAAACGAAUUAUCGGUAACCGAAUCAUUACCUCAACAAAAUACUACCUUAAAUAGGACACAAACGAUUUAUAAGUCGCUCACGCAAAGAUUGAAAAAGAAAUUCAGAGCUGGUUUGAAAAUUCCACCAACUGCCUUUCCACCUGCACCAUCUUUAGCUUCAACCGGUGUUUUACUUGAAGAUCAAAGGACACAAUGUUUAUUACAGGAAGUUAUUACGCAACAAACAUUAAUGUACCAAGCUAGCAAAGCUUUGACUCUAUGUAGAUCCAUGAAAGAAUUCAUGGAAAGUCCUGAACAGGUGGAAUCUGAACGUGUCCUCCUGGUAGCAAGUCUCAGGAAGAAGGCGGCUACUGAUGAGAUGAGAAAGAUGAGUUUUGAACAGAACAACAAUGAGCUAUCUUGUGAGCGAGGUGAAGUCACUGUGAAAGAUAUAAGUUUACCAUUGCAAGAAAAUAAUCUUAAACUGGAAAAAGAUUCUGCGGAAUUUGUACAGUGGUUUGUAAUAGUCAUUUCUCACGGGCUUACCGUGUGGGCAACAAAUGCUAUUACCUGCCCGAUAAAUACUCCAGUAAUUCAUUUCCCAGGAUAUCUUACAAUACCAAAUCUCUGUCCAGAUUUUAAGCUGAACAUACAGAUUUAUACAUUAAAAUUGAGAAGAGUUACUUACAAUCAUGAACAAAAGUAUCAUUUAAAUAAAGACCAUAAGCAUACAACAUGUCCAUCGCCUAAGAAUUUGUUCAAAAAGACUGAGAGAUCACCAAUUUCUCCAAAAGAAAAGCAUAGCAAGUUUUCGGCAAUGAGAGAAACCUCGUUUAUUCUAUGCGGAUCUCUUACGUUGAAUCUGCACGAUUUGACGUUACAUUCGCCAUGGCCUUUAGCAGAUGUAUCCAUUGAUUCGGCUUUACGAGGUACAAUUAACUUAAAUCUCAGCUGCAAAUUACAUUUAUCUGUUUCCCAUGCGGGUUUCUUAACGCGCGGUGAUGAAGUUGGAGGACUUGGAGUAUGGAAUCGGCAAUGGUGUAUACUGGAAGGACAUAGCUUGAUGUUUUGGAAUUACCCACGUGAUCAAGAGACAAAAAAUCCUUUAUUGACCAUUGACUUAACGCAAUGCAUUUCUAAUAUGGUGACUACUGUGGAUAGAACGCUUUGUGCGAGACCCAGGACGUUGUUGAUUGAAACUGCUAGACCUAGAAGCACUACAGACAGAGACAAUAUGCUAGUAGAAUGUAGACAAUCAUGUACAAUUGUUAGAAAUAUAUUAUCCUGUGACACCGCCGAAGAUCUAGCAGAAUGGUCAUCAAAAUUAAAUCAUGUAAUUUCUGCACUAAGGGAGUGGAAUGUUAUAGCUGUAAGGCCGCAACCGCAAGUGUCUGAUUUAUGAAAUAGAAUGAAUAUUAUGUUGUGUCCAAGUCAUUUGUAUUUAAAUAUUAUGAUUAUUAACAUUGGACUGAUGAAUGUCAUCAAUAACUAUACACCGAUAAGGAUAUAUUAUAAAUAUAAGAUAUUUUACUACAUGAAUUCCUUCUACUAAAUGUAAAUAAAAAGUUCCUCUAUAGUUCAAUA